GAGAAACAACUGACAAUUAACAGCCCAGAAAACAAGUAAUUAUGUCUGUCGCCUCAUCCCAGCAAAGCUUUCUUGCAAACGCUCUCAUUCCUCAGACCCACAAACCCAAAACUAAGUUCUUCACUGCACCAAACACUAUCUCAUGCAAAAGAAGCUCCUCAUCAGAUGAUGAUCAUCAGAAAGGCCUUUACAGAAAGAAAGAGAACCAAUUUGCAAAGCUGGCAAUGGUGACAUUGGCAGCUGGUGUGUUGACUCUAGGCUCUGUUGAUGAUGCUUCAGCUGCCAAGAGUGGGGGUAGAGUUGGCGGUCAGGCGUUUCGGUCUUCGGCACCUCGGUCUUCCUCCCCUAGGAUCAAUAACAAUUCCAGGACCAAUAUAUACAUCAAUCCUCCUGUUGCUCCGCCAUUAGUCGGUGGUUAUGGGUAUGGUUAUGGAUCACCAUACUAUGGUGGGUGGGGUUGGUCACCAUUUUCAUUUUUCGCCCCAGGUCCUAGUGUUGCUAUUGGCAUUGGUGGUGGCUUCCAACUGUUCGCUAUAGCUGUGUUUCUUGGUGCCAUUGCUGCUGUGGCAAGGAGAUUCAAUGCUUCAAGAGAUGAAGAAGAUGAUGAUUACUAUUAAUAGAACUUAUGUUGUUACCAAGUGAGCAGGAUAUGUUGUACUUUAGCGGCUACUAGACAUUUUGAGUAGCCAUCCUGCUGGUAAAUAUAGUAGCAUCUUGUAAUCUUGAUUUCCCACGGUUAUUAAUGUAACAUAAUUAUGUGUAUAC
Messenger RNA from Argentina anserina (silverweed cinquefoil), 765 nucleotides. RefSeq lists its product as uncharacterized. The record is from RefSeq and is a predicted model, not a curated record. NCBI's taxonomy places the organism in Eukaryota, Viridiplantae, Streptophyta, Magnoliopsida, Rosales, Rosaceae. The transcript is spliced from 3 exons. The coding region runs from base 42 to 617 and encodes 191 amino acids.